UUAACCUACUGUCACUCUCCCAGGGCUACAUGGCAGUGAUGCGAGACAACCCCCUGCCAGAAGACAUGGUUGGCAAGGACAAAAUUGUGUUUGGAAACAUUCACCAGAUUUAUGACUGGCACAAUGAAACAAUGCUCUCAGAGCUAGAGAAAUGCCUUGCAAACCCUGGCAGAGUUGGCUCUAUUUUCAUCCGUUAUGAGCGGAGAUUGUACAUGUAUGUAAAAUACUGCGAAAAUAAACCCAAGUCUGAAUUUGUCGUCUCAGAAUACCUUGACACCUAUUUUGAGGAGGUACGCCAGAAACUGGGUCAUCGACUUAUGCUGCCAGACCUGUUGAUCAAACCAGUGCAAAGGAUAAUGCGCUAUCAAUUGUUGCUCAAAGACAUUCUCAAGUACACAGAAAAAGCGGAAGAGGACCCCACAGAGCUGAAGAAAGCCUUGCGUGUCAUGUGCAUCGUGCCUAAAGCAGCUAAUGAUAUGAUGCAAGUUGGACGUCUGCAAGGCUUUGACGGCAAGCUCACAGCUCAAGGAAAGCUGCUGUUGCAGGAUACACUGUUGGUGUCAGAAGUCUCCUCUGGGGGUCAGCAGAAGUUCAAGGAACGUCGGGUGUUCCUUUUUGAACAAAUCAUCAUCUUCAGCGAGAUGAUAGAGAGAAAGAAAGGAAACUUCUCAAAUGCCUCCUAUAUAUUCAAGAACAGCCUCAAGGUGAACAAAAUGUCUCUGAAUGACCGUGUGGAAGGGGAGCCGCUGCGCUUUCAGCUGACUGACCGAACUCCUGGCUCAGACGUGAGGAUGAUUGUCCAGGCCAACUCAGAGGAGAACAAAGACACGUGGAUCAAGCAGAUUAGAUCUAUACUGGAUAUGCAAGGAGAUUUCCUGAGGGCUCUCCAAUCUCCAAUAGCUUAUCAGAAGGAGCUCACAAAGGAAUUAUCGACGCCGGACUUCAGCAACAGCUCUGGUCCAUCGGACUCGUCGCUGAGAAAAACUCAGUCUCAUCCACUGAACCGCGCUCACAACCUGAGCCCGUCCAAAUCUGUUGCCACCAAAACAAAAUCGGACACAGUCUUUGGAGCAGCGUCCAAAAGUAAAAGUGAUCGCUGCAAAUCGGUGCCGGGCCCGCUCAAUUCAGAGUCUUCUGGCGAAGGCCAGGAUGGGGGUGGGCCGGGGGACAUGUCGGCGUCCUCAUCUGUAGGAAAAGCCUCAUGUCCCAACUCACCGCUCGAGGCCAGCAAAGAUUUUGUGCGGAACACGGCCAGUGACGCGGGAUGGCGGAAAGGCUCCUCCGCUGCCGCCCCUGUCUCCGUGGAGGCCGCGGCCGGCUCUAGCUCGCCCAAACCUCGGAAGACCAUCUUUGACGGGUUCCGCAACACUCUGGGCCGCAAGUCAAAGUCAAGUGACGCCGGCAAAAUGGCAGAUGGCACCUCGCCCCAGUCACCCAGCACCUCCACCGGCGGGCUAGACCCAUCAGCCAUAAAUCUCACAGACGGAGGCAAUUCGGAAGGAAGGACGGCCACUCCAGAAUCUUCAGACGAGGCCACUACUGCAGCAGCGUCUGCAACCGCAGCGGCAGCAGCAGCUACAGCAGCAUCUUCUCUUCCUCCUUCCUCCACGACACGGCCGAUAGUGGAGACCCCUCUGACAAGCGCCCGCAUCCUGUUUGACUACCAAGCUAUCAAGGAGGAUGAGGUGACCGUCAACAAAGGGGAACUGGUGCAGAUCCUCAACAUGAACCACCAGAACAUGUACCUGGUCCACAGACCGGCCAAUCACAACUCUCCCGCAGCCGAGGGAUGGGUGCCCAGUCACAUCAUUGGACCCAGAGAUGGAGAGGGCAGUCUCAACAGGAAAUUCUCCAAGCAAAUGUUCAAGAUCAAGAAGCCCAUGUUCCGCUCCCCUCAGCGCUACGACUCAGACUCACACGACCGACGAGACAUGGAUGGGAUGACCAGCCUGGAGAGAAAGUCCAAAUCAUUGGGCCGGGACGGCAAGCCCAGGGUCAAGCUACUCUCUCCUGACCUGGGCCUGGAGGUGCCUCCCAUUGUCCAACAGCCACUGACCAGCCUGACCGUCCAGGCUGGAGAUAUCGCCACACUGACCUGUCGCUUGUGUGGCCGACCUCGACCUUUGGUCACCUGGCGCUACCAGGACUCACAGGUCAUAGGUCACAGUUCACGGGUCAUGAUGAUGUAUAAUGAGGAAGGUCUGGCUACCCUACAGCUGUCGAAUGUCUCGACCACGGACACAGGAGAGUACUCUUGUGUGGCCACCAGUGAGCUCGGCACUGUCGUCACCCGAGCAAUGCUGUCUGUACUGGACCGGCCAGGGCCCCCCGGACUGCCUGUGAUAAGGAACCAGGUGGGGACGGCCGUACACCUGGAGUGGGCCCCGCCCGUCAACGCUCAGACCAUGGCCUCCAUGAGCUCGGGUGUGCCUGUACAGAUACAGGGCUACACAGUGGAGUACAGGGAGGCUGGUGCCACAGCCUGGCAGUUGGCCAUCCCCUAUGUGCCCAACACUUCUCAAGUCAUUGGCGACCUGGAACCUGGCAUUACCUACCAAUUCCGUGUCAGCGCCAAUAACGCUAUAGGCAUCAGUGAGCCAAGCAAGUCUUCGAACUAUGUGGCCAUACCCAGUGAAUAUGAGCUCAGUGAGAGAGAGGACGCCCCAUGUGUCAUGUGGAAGUCCACUUUUGAGAACGACUUCACUGACCUUGGCGAGAUAGGGAAGGGCAGGUUCUCCAUCGUCCAUCGAUGUGUCCAGAAGUGCUCGGGCCAGGAGCUGGCGGUCAAGCUGAUCACCAAGCGACUGACCAGGAAGGAGGCUGCGGAGAUUGAGUUCAACACGGUGCAGAGUCUGCAGCAGACCAACCUAGUCAAAGUGUUUGAUCUGUACGAGAGCCCAGCCCAUUACCUCAUCAUCAUGCAGCUAUUGGAUCAGGGCCGACUGCUGGAGUUCAUCUGUGGAAAACAUCAUUUUGACGAACUGCUGGCUGCGGAGUACCUGGCACAGCUGCUGGACUGUCUGCAGUACCUGCACAACUGUCGUAUUGCUCACCUGGAUGUGAAGCCGGAGAACCUGAUGGUGGAGGUGUCGCCGACCAUGGUGCUCCUCAAAAUUGUGGACUUUGGCGACGCCCGGCACAUCUACAACAACUACUACAUCCAUCCGAUGAUUGGCCACCCGGAGUUCACCAGCCCAGAGGUGGUCAGCGGCACGCCAGUCGGCCUUCUCACAGAUAUCUGGAGUGUUGGUGUCUUCUUGUAUGUCCUGUUGAGUGGAGUUUCGCCGUUUUUGGACGAGAGCCAAGAAGAAACCUGUUCCAAUAUCGUACGUAAUGACUUCUGCUUCCCUGAUGAGUACUUUGCUGGUAUCUCUCCAGAGGCAAAAGACCUGGUCCGCUUUAUGCUGGUGGAGGAGGUCGGUAAACGCCCUACAGCUCAGGCGUGUCUGGAGAGUGCAUGGAUCAAGAAGGCAGCCAUGCACCGCAGCUCUCCCAUCCGACCCAAGCCCAUCAACAUGACCCGCUUGUCCGACUUCAUUCAGAGGAGGAAGCACCAGAGCGACGCUUUUAUCCUGAAGUCUCUACCCUGAGACAACUCUUACACAAGAUGGCUCCUUACUUAUCAUUAGACAACUCAAGACUUUUUAUCCCUCAAACCUGAUUGGCUGGUUUUCUUACAAAUCUCUACAUCCUUUUCUGUGUACUUCUUGUUGAAGCACCUGUAUGUCAUGAGACUUUUUGACUGUAGCAUCUGACAGAUACAGAGGAGUUUUUUAUUUUAAAUAUUUUUUUGGGGUCAGUUUUGUCUUUGUUUCUUGACUGUGAUGUUUAACGUGAAAAUUCGUGAUACAGUGGAGUGUGUUCUUGAAAGUUUGAGGAAAAACUUUGUGCUUGUUGUAAGGGUCGACUCGAUAAGAAACUCAAGAUUGUCAUGGAAGCUGCUACGAGACAUUCUUGAUUAUUUUACCUUGGCGCAGAGAUGACAGUAUUUGACUUUAUGGGAUACAUUUGAAGACCGAGUGACAGACGUAUUUGGCAGUUGGUUUUUAUGCAUUUAAAUUCAGUAUGCAGAUAAUAUGAGAGACCUUUGAGCAAUUUUUCUGCAUGUUGUAUUUGUUGAGAGUCACUGUGAGGAUGUGGUGCACAAAUAUGUAUUCAUCUUGGUAUCUGGAUUUGUUUUGGUGGAAUGUUGAAGCUUCAUAUCACACUGGUAUAUAUAAGACUUGCUGCCACCUUCAUAUCAGUGGGCAGAUGAUUGUAUGGGUUUCUUUCUUUUAUUUUUUUAAAUAAUUUUUUUUCUUCUUUUUUUUUGGGGUGCGUGAGGCCUGACUUUGCCAAUGAAUGACUGAGUUUAUUUUUGUAUAUUUCUCUAAACUUUUCUCACUGGUGUAAUUACAUUGAAUACAAACUCAUGCUUCUGGACAUACACAUUGUUUACCAAUAACUCAUCUGUAGAAAUUCGCUUUAAGUGUACUUGAAAGUGUUUUGUUCAUUACUGCCACCUGUUGCAGAGAGUGUCUGAUUCGAUGCCUUGAAAAUUUGUUGUAAAUAAUUUUGACUUUCUCCCUGUACACUAGUUUGACUUUCCCACAUUUCCUCUUUCUGUCAGUUCAGUAAUUCAGUUUUCACUUCUGAUACUACUAAGAAGUGAAAGGAAUGCAUGGUUUAGUCUUCAUAAAGCUGUGUAUACUAUACUAGUAAUAAAGUGUGGACUUGGAGCAGUUAUGUGCACUGUGAAAUAACUGUUGAAUGUGAAACUAGGACAGUUAUCUUUACUUCUGGACAGCAGUAGGAAGUUUUGUCUGUGAGGCGUACUAACAAAAUGAGUUACCGCUCGCAAUUCACAAAUGGAAAUAUUAGCUAAAGAGCGAUGCUGAUCUUAACUUUGUAGAUUUUCAAUGGAUGCCAUUUUGUUUAAUUAUAAUAUGAUUUUAAUUUUUUCUUAAUUAUAAACUGUACAAACACUACCUACACAUUAGACUUAUCUAUUUCCAGAGGGCUAAAAUCCAAGAAGUAACUCAUUCUGUCAGCCCGCCUGGCAUAUUGUUAGCCUUUGAUUAUAUUCAUCGCCCUACCAGAUACAGAUAGGUAAUUUUGAUGGCGAAGCUUUUGACACUGAAGUGGUGGGACGGAAGAAGACGAGAUGGUACAACAUGGUACCUAAUGCCAAACGUGUAAAGCUGACAUUAGAUGUUUUCUGUGUAAAUAUUUUGUAUUUUCCACAUGACAAGGGUUGCCCCCCCCCCUCCUGGUGAACAGCAGGCCUGGCCUAUUUAUUUCCCACCAACCUACUGGAGUAGGGCAGUGGAGAGAAGACUUGAGAAGAAUGUUUGAGUUAUGAAUGCUGGUGUUGUGAAUGCAAUGUUUAGAUUUAACUACAAUAAAAGAUGAUGGGCCACACAACUAGACCGUGGGCUACUGUAGCGGAUAAAUGACUUCAGGAACAGAUGACUGGCUAUAAUAAACUGUUGAGUGGCAAUGAUGACUGAUGACUAGCUGCAGUAGCGGAUGGCUACAGUACCACCUUAAAAGAUGACUAGCUACUGUAGCAGGCAAGUGGCUACAAUGCUGCCAUAAGAAAUGACUAGCUGCAGUAGCAGGCAAGUGGCUACAGUGCUACCAUAAGAGAUGACUAGCUGCAGUAGCAGACAAGUGGCUGCCGUACUAUCAUAACAGAUGACUAGCUGCAGUAGCAAACGAUUAACUGCAGAACUGACAAGAGGCUAUGGUUACGGAUGAUUGACAAGAUGACUGUUGACUGACAGCAGUAGCAGGCUGCAGUAACAGAUGACUGGCCACAAUAAGAAGUGGUGGAGACUACCAAUAGAUUAAUAGACAAGUUAGUAACCAGAUUUUAAAAUGUAAAUUCUUAAUGCACAAUUAUUUUGUAAAUUAUUGACCCUAUCUUCACUGAACAUACAUUGUGAAAUGUUAACAUUGUCAACAGUAGCAUACUUUGAAAAAUAUUAUCAGAUUAUCGCAAAAUUUCUUUUAAAAUUGUUAUUAAUUUUAUCUCUCUCUAUCAAUCUUUCAUAGUUUACCGACUUCGAAAUGCAUAUCUAGAAAAAUGAUAACAUUGCAUGUAACUUCAUUAACGUUAUUCAUAAAAUGUGAAUAUUACCACCAGAGACAUCUGAAAGUAUAUAUGUUAAAAUAUUUUCAGUAUGUAGACAUCCUGUAAAAUGUUAACUCUUUCAUCAUAGACAUCCACUCUUUCUCUCGGUGAUGCUCAAUCUACUUAGUUCAUCUGGGGUGCUGCUUGAUGCUUCAUUUCUCCUACUCAGUUCAAAAUUUUUGUGUGAGGUGCAACUUCGGACUCACCUUCUCUUUAAUUCCUUUAAAAGAGACUGCACAAAUAGAUGUUUUAUUCAAGAAUGUAGAGAGACGGAGAUGUACUGCAUUGUUUUCCAUGCUCUGAUUUACUCUUGAAUCGGUGACAUUGUGGGGAAGAUUUCAAGAAAGUGUCGUUAAGCUUGUUUAGAAGAUUUUAGUCAGUAGAAUUCUGGAGGAUGACCUGUCUCUGAAAGUUUACUAUGAGUAUGAUGAUAUACUUUCUUUUCUUAUCGUAGAGAGAUGAGAAUCCAAUGUAGGAGUAUAGAGAAUUUGGACUCAAGACUGUUUCCAUCAACGAGGUAGUUUAUCAUAAGACCAUAAGUUCAGGUCACAAAACAAAGGGUGUGUUUCCAUCUUUUCACUGUCUAGCAGUGUAUAUAUACACACAUUUAUGUUCCCACUAGACAUUUUGCAACCAUUCACCAAUUCACCUGUCAUGUUCUGUCUAUUGACCGUACUUCUGCUCAAUCUGGACUUGUACACAUAUCCCCAAACAUUAGAUGUUCUUAUUGAUCCUUCAACUACCCAUACUUUAGCUGCUAACAUGGGUCCUUCACACACCUGAACAUUAGAUGUCAUCAUGUUUCAGAUUUGGCUUAAUGUAGAAUUUGUUAGCUUUGAUUUGAUGUCACUUUUAUUGCACACUUUUUCAUUACCAUUACUUUUAUGGUGUACAAUACUUUUUCUAUUUGAGGUAAAUCCUAGUGAUUGAAAUAUUUUCAAUCAGUCAGAUCUUCUGUUUUGAGCAAUGACCUUCUUUAAAUACACAUUCACUAUUUACUCUGAAGUCCACUGUGCCGAUAUCAGUACCCCUCCCCUUUCCCAUAUUCUCUCCUAGUUUGGAAGACUGGUUUAUCAUAAUUCUCAUAUUGUAUAAUAAAAAGACUUGCCACUUUUUUCAUCUCCACAGUACAUAGUAGCUCUCAAUAUUCUCAUGUUCUUGUGAAUUAUUUUGAAACAUUUUUUCGCGUCCCAAGAAAAGUAUUUGACUUGGUCUGACACUGCUUUACAGGGUGAAUAAAACAAUGUGGAGUUUCUUCUUUUUUUUUUCUCUUUUUUGCGAUGUAACGAUUUGCAUUCUGAUAACUGGGGACAAUGAUAGUCUUCUCCCUUAGUGGCAAAACUUCACCAAAUUCAUCAAUGUGUGAUAUUUUCGCCCAUGAAGAUCACUGAAAAAUAAGGCCCAUUGUCUUUGUAAGACAGGUUUUCUCUGUCUAUGUCAAAUCCCGUCACACAUGUACAUGCAUAAUACAGUGGAGUUUGCUUAAACAGAGCAUAUACCCCCCCUGGGGCGGAGCUACUGACUCAAGUGUCUUUAGGCCAUUUCUAAGGGGGGGGGGGGGGGGGGGG
Aplysia californica (California sea hare) is the source of this 7683-nucleotide messenger RNA. Its product is annotated as triple functional domain protein. The record is from RefSeq and is a predicted model, not a curated record. Gene Ontology annotation, cellular component: cytoplasm. The coding region runs from base 30 to 3590 and encodes 1186 amino acids. Gene Ontology annotation, molecular function: ATP binding; protein kinase activity; guanyl-nucleotide exchange factor activity. Gene Ontology annotation, biological process: axon guidance; intracellular signal transduction; protein phosphorylation. The transcript is spliced from 23 exons. NCBI's taxonomy places the organism in Eukaryota, Metazoa, Mollusca, Gastropoda, Aplysiida, Aplysiidae.